GGAGGUGUAGGCAUAACUCAAAUACAACAAGGAAGAAAGGAAAAUAGCAAGAAGCCAUUCGGCAUAGAGAAGAAUUUUCUCAAAUUGUCUUGCUUUGUAUUUUUGGUUUUCUCUUCCUAUUGUAAGUGUGUGAGCUUGGGUUAUUCGGGUCUUUGGGAAAUUGAGUGAUAAACACUAUUGUAUGUUCUCAUUGAUUAUAGUGAAAUACUCCGUCGUCUCCAAACUGGAUGUAGGCAUUGCCGAACCAGUAUAAAUGUUGGUGUUCUUGUUGGUAUUGUUCCAUUUAUCUGUUAUCAGUUUCUAGGGUUUAUUAUUUUUUCACUCACACUUGUUAAAGCUUCCGCACAACAAUAUAUUGUUUAUAUAAAACUAUUAAACUCGAUAUUCACUUAAUAUGUUGACUGUAGAUAUGACCAGCAAAAAGAAAGAAGAGGUUUCCGGAUCAGUACGAUUAGUUAUCAUGGAUGCUCAUUUAAUAACUAUCAAUUUUUUCUUGUCUUAUUUCACUAAAGGUCAAUCACAACAUGUAUGGCACAAGGAUUCUGAUGAUCUCUGUUAUCUCAUCGAUCAAAUAUAUGAAGGUCGGACGUUGGACGAGUUGACGACUGUUUGUAUAGAAAAGUACAAGUCUUUCCUCCAGAGUUUCACAAAUUCUGUUAAUAUUUGUCAUGAAGACGGGAAAAUCAGCAACAUAAGUUUGGUGAGGUUCUACAUGUUCAGUAAUUCAACCUUCUGGAGCAGCAAGGAAAAGGUGCAGCUAAUUGCAAACGUUUACACACUCCAUAAAGACGAGACCUUUGAUAUGAUUAGGGCAUUCACAGCUCAAUUUGGUAAUUGGAAGUAUGAUGACUGGCAAUGUGAAGUGGACAACCAUGUCAUUUUCAAGGCUGUGAAAAAUUAUCAACAGAACAAAUGCCGACUCCGCCAAGGUAGAAGUCCUCAGAAUUCCAACUCCUGUUAUACAACUGCAGAAAGUUUGUUAUUGUAUGUGCACGACUGUACGAAGCACUACUGGGAACAUGCAAAGCGGUUACAACAGAAAGAACAUGGACCAAGUCGAGUACUGGAGAAGUUGACAAAGCUGUUUCCUAAACGCUGAUAAAGUUAGACAUCCUCGGUUCAUGUCAAGGGAGAUAGUGAGAGGGGUAAUCGCGGCAUGAGAAGCAAAGACAUUUCAAGGAGUUUGAAAAAUUUAAUGAACGGCAGUUACUUUUUGAGUAGAUUCUAGUUCUUAAGAAUUAAUGAGAAUUUUCAAGAGAAGUUUGAUAGCAGGCAGUUGGUUCUUUUUCGGGCUCUGUUUUUGGGUGUGUGUCUGUGCAGCACGUCUUUCUUUUGUGGUAGCCAGAACUCAUGUUUUUGGAGGAUUAUACAUUACGCGUGAGCUAGUUGGCCUUUUGUAAUAGUGGUACAAACAAAAGUUAAUUGCAUUUUGCAAGUAGCUAAGUGGACCUAUAAACAAAAGUUAAUUGCA
This is a messenger RNA of Pyrus x bretschneideri (Chinese white pear), 1471 nucleotides long. RefSeq lists its product as uncharacterized. NCBI's taxonomy places the organism in Eukaryota, Viridiplantae, Streptophyta, Magnoliopsida, Rosales, Rosaceae. The transcript has 2 exons. The record is from RefSeq and is a predicted model, not a curated record. The coding region runs from base 395 to 1099 and encodes 234 amino acids.